AUGGCGGCUCCACCGAGUGCAUCAACACCGCCUAAAUCUCGUGGUCAUACUUUAUUUGAUCGUCAAGCAGAAAGACAUGCACGUGAUUCUAAUGCAUCCAGUAAUCCUCCAGCAACUAUUUUUGAUAUACCCUUACCACAAUUAAAACCAGUUCAUUCUAUCACAUCAGCAUCUACUACAGCAUCGGCUAUGAUAUAUCGUCAACCUCCACAUAAUCAAUAUUCACCAUUACUUACUCAUCGUCGAUCACCUUUAUCAUCUUCCCAAUGUAAUUUUAAUUCAAACGAAAAUGUUCAAUUAAUUAGUGUACAACCUCGGCCUGAAUCAACUUAUAUUAAAGAAUGGCCAUCACCACCACCUCUUCCAUUAAAAAAAUCUGAACCAUUACUUGAAACGGAUUUUCCAUUAAUUGAAAAUUCAACAAUACCUACGAGUAAUUCAAUGCCAAGUGAUUCAUUAUGUUGUGCUAUGGUUGAACAAGCAUUUGAUUAUUUACAAAAUCAUGAUGAUAAUGAUGAUGUUGUUUAUAAAAGAACGUCAUUACAAAAUGUUGAUGGUUCUGAUAAUGAAGAAAAUUCUGAGGGUAACGAUAGUGUAGAUACAAUUGAUCUUGAUGCAACAACAAGUACAAAUCAUCAAAACGAUAGUGGUAUUCAUACAUUAUCAUCAUCACGAGGAAAUAGUGAAAAACAACAUGAUAGUCAAGAAAAAUUAACUGAUCAUCAAUCUCCAAUGGCAUCAUCAUCACGUGGUACAGCUAGUGAAGAUAAUGAUAGUGAUUUUGAUAAUCAAUCUCAUGAAGAUGAUAUUGAUAAUGAAGAAGAACAAAAUACUAGUCGUAAACCAAACGAAGAUUCAACUAAUGAAGAAGAAGAAUCACAAAAAUUAUUAAUUUUACGACAACAAAAAAUACUUUGGGAUAUUGAACAAGAAUGGUUACGAAAAGAAAGAAGUUAUAUUGAACAAUUAGAAAAAUUGGAUAAACAGUUCAAUUCGAUAUCAAUACCAAUUAAUUUACAAACUUCAAUUCAACAAUUAAUUACUCAUCAUAAAACUGUUUGUAAAGAAAUUGAACUUUUAUAUGAACGUGAUCAUCGUCCACCAAAUCUAACUAAACAGUUAACAUGUGCCAUUGAAGCAUUAAUGCAAACACUUUCAAUCUACGAUGAUUAUAUCAAAGCAAAUUUAGCACCGAUAAGAAAAGCAUUAGACAAACGUCCAAUGAAUAAUGGCAUGUCUAGUGAAGAUCUUUUAUCAAUACCUACUAAACAAUUUCUUCAAAUACUUUCACAAGUACAAGAUUUACAUAAAACAGCUCAAUCUUUUGAAACAAGUGAUCAAGAAAGUUUAACGAAAUUAUAUAAUUACGCCCAACGAUGUAAAUUAUUUGGUAUUCGACAAGAUGAAAAUAUUAAUAAAAUUAUUUUAAAGAAUGAAGAUGUUGCUCGAAUGAUCUCAAAAAGUUCUCGUGAUCGUUGUCGUCUUAUUCUUUAUCCGGAUGUUAUUGUUUGUUGUUACUUAAAAACAAAAUUAUUAGCAAGCCCAAAAUACGCACUCCAUUGGUUUAUUCCAAUGAUUGAUCUUCAUUGGACAAUACCACAAAGCCCUUCUGAUGAUAAUACAAAAACCGGUGAUGAAUUAAAAUUACACUUAAAAACAGCUUACAAAGAAUUAGAAAAAGCACCAAAAUCAAGUAAUAAUGUUGCUUCUCGUUUAUCAAAAAAUAUUCGUCGACAAGAAAACGAAUAUAAUUUAUCUCAAUCAAAAUUACAAUUAAUUCUUUCAAAUUCAUCUUCAUCAAUAUCAUCUGUCAUACUUUUUUCAUCGGCAUAUCAACGUCAAGAUUGGCUUGAUUUAAUUGAUAAAACUAAACAAGAACUUGUUCAACGUAGUUCAACAUUAACAGAUCCUGUAAAUACUCAUCAUCAACGUUUAACUGAAAAUCUUAUUCAAAAACGUCUUGAUCUUAUUAAAGCAAAUUCACAAGAUUUUGCUUCUUAUGAACCAUCAUCAAUAUCAAAACAAAGUAAAACAUAUUCCGGUACAUUACAUAUAACAAUACACAGCAUACAUGGUUCAGCAUUAUCGAAUCCAGUACGACAACAACCAACAUUACCAAUUUUAACAUCGUCUACAGAUAAUAAUUAUCAAUUUUAUGUUGCUGUCGAAAUUGAUUCCUAUAAUACAUUUUUUCCAUAUGCACAAACGGCUAAACGAUCAAUGCAACAACAUGAAUCAGUAGAAUUCAAAGGCGAAGUAUUUCAAGUUGAAUUAGAAUAUUCACUUGCAUUCCGUUUACUCAUCUAUCGUAUUGAUACUGUAACAACAGGUAAUCCUACGAGUAAUUCACAACGUGCACAAUGUAUUGGUAAAUUUCAUCGAAAUAUUGAAACUGCAUUACAAGAUUGUGAUCGUAAUAGUAAUGGAAUAUUAACAAUUGAUUCACCAUCUGGUGAUUUAAAAUUGAAAAUUUCAUUAAAAUAUUCCAAACGUGAAGGUACAUUUAAAAGACAAGGAUCAAAACGUAAUCUUGCUGUAUUUGGCAAAAGUAUUGAAAAAUUAAUAGAAACACCAAAUGGAUGUAUCGAUGGUAUUCCACGUCUCAUUGUAAAAUGUAUUGAAAUGGUUGAUCGUGAUGGUUUAAAAGAAACAGGUAUUUAUCGUGUUUGUUGUGUCACAUCUGAUUUACAAAAACUUCGUCAUCAAUUUGAUCGACAUUAUCAUCGUGGUGAAGAAUUAUUAGCCGAAAAAAAUGUUCAUGUUGCAGCUAAUUUAUUAAAAUUAUUUUUUCGUGAAUUACCUGAACCAUUAUUUACAAGUACACUUUAUAAGCAAUUCCUGCAUGCUAUACAAUUAAAAGAUAGUGAUAAUCAACGUGUAACACUAUUAAAAACACUUGAAUUAUUACCUGGAAAUAAUCGAAAAAUUUUAUUUCAUUUAUUAGAUCAUCUAAUACGUGUUAGUGAAUUUUCGCAUAUAAAUAUGAUGCAUUUAGAUAAUCUAGCUGUUGUAUUUGGACCUACAUUAAUGAGGCCAUCAAAAUUACUCAUGACAAAUUAUUUUUCAGGUAGUAAUCAACGUUUAAAUGUUGCUGGAGGAAAUAAUGGACAAACAGAUCUUGAUCAAAUGUCAGCUGAAUUACAAGGUUCAAUGCAUCAAUGUGAAGUUGUACUUGCAUGUUUAAAAUUAAGACGAGAUAAUUUAUUGAAAUAA
Adineta steineri is the source of this 3213-nucleotide messenger RNA. The record is from the annotation of a GenBank genome assembly. NCBI's taxonomy places the organism in Eukaryota, Metazoa, Rotifera, Eurotatoria, Adinetida, Adinetidae.